GGAAAGACCCAAACCCGAUCUAUAAGGAACUAAUCGGCCCGGAAAGUGUUGCAGCGUUUAUGCGAGUGAACGUGCAGACAGGUAUUGUUUAUGGGACUCACGCUUUUACACUCACUCGACGUGCUCUAAUACAAACGCUCUUUCGCCAUUGAAACCCAAAUCCAGAAAACGGAACACCGAUCAAAGAUGUGGAGGCGUUUCACUUCACUCCCUCUAUUCUUUUCGCAUCUUCAACAGGUGAGAAGAGCUGAUGAGCUGAAGAUUUGUCAAGCAUUUUGUACUGAAAUUGUCAAACCGCCGGUAGAAGGUGAAAGUAAUUCCAGAAGAAAUAACCCUUUUGUCGCUUUUGUAUUGGGAGGUCCUGGUAGUGGUAAAGGCACUCAAUGCCUGAAGAUUGCUGAAACUUUUGGGUUCGAUCACAUAGGUGCAGGAGAUCUAUUGAGGAAAGAGAUGCAUUCUGACUCUGAGAAUGGUGCCAUGAUUCAAAAGUUAAUGAAGGAAGGAAGUAUUGCUCCAUCAGAGGUGACUGUCAAGCUGAUUAAGAAGGCAAUUGAAUCAGCUGAAAAUCGUAAGUUUCUAAUAGAUGGUUUCCCAAGAAGUGAAGAGAAUAGAGUGGCGUAUGAGAGGAUUAUUGGUGCUGAACCAAACUUUGUGCUUUUCUUUGAUUGUCCUGAAGAAGUAAUGGUCAAACGAGUAUUGAACCGGAAUGAGGGGCGAGUUGAUGAUAAUGAACAUACAGUCAAGGAGCGCCUAAAAGUAUAUAAAGCUAUAACUCUUCCAGUAGCAAACCACUAUGCCAAGAAAGGAAAGCUUUACAAGGUCGAUGGUACUGGAACUCAGGAAGAGAUAUUUGAACGAGUCCGUCCAAUUUUCGCUUCAUUGAGGUUGUCGACAUAAAUUGAUUCCUACAGAAGCAAGUGAUAGUAAUUAAAGAAGUUGAAUUUGCUGUAGAAAAGCACACUAGAAUGUAGAUCAAUUCAUGGAAGAUAAAGUGAAAAGGCUAAUUGCUAGUCCAAGUUUUGCUAUUUGUUCCUGCUUUUCUGGUGAAAAAUCUAGAGUCAAACUGCCAAUCGUGAAGAUAAAAUCCGCCUCCUCUGUUGCCAAUCUUUAGGCAAACCAAACCUACCAACUAAUAUAGAUGAUACCUCUCAUCCAGCAAGUUUACUGUUUGUCCUUUUCUUUUCCUUUUUGUUGUAAUUGUUACACAUUACGUUUACUUCUUUCAUGCUAUAACCAGUAUUGCAUACACACACGCGACAUGCAUAAGAAUAACAGUGUUCAAAUACAUUAUUUCUGCAGUUGAGAGUCCUGCAAAUUGUGAUAAUUUCAUGGAAGACGUUGUAAAAUAAAAUUACAGGCAAUUUUAAUGAUCUCUGUCC
Solanum verrucosum is the source of this 1379-nucleotide messenger RNA. Its product is annotated as UMP-CMP kinase. The coding region runs from base 187 to 897 and encodes 236 amino acids. NCBI's taxonomy places the organism in Eukaryota, Viridiplantae, Streptophyta, Magnoliopsida, Solanales, Solanaceae. The record is from RefSeq and is a predicted model, not a curated record. Gene Ontology annotation, biological process: 'de novo' pyrimidine nucleobase biosynthetic process; CDP biosynthetic process; UDP biosynthetic process. The transcript is spliced from 9 exons. Gene Ontology annotation, molecular function: UMP kinase activity; ATP binding. Gene Ontology annotation, cellular component: cytoplasm; nucleus.